Messenger RNA from Neogale vison (American mink), 2048 nucleotides. It is a transcript of the gene ACP6, whose product is annotated as acid phosphatase 6, lysophosphatidic. The record is from RefSeq and is a predicted model, not a curated record. Gene Ontology annotation, biological process: dephosphorylation. The transcript has 9 exons. Gene Ontology annotation, molecular function: phosphatase activity. Lineage: Eukaryota; Metazoa; Chordata; Mammalia; Carnivora; Mustelidae. The coding region runs from base 207 to 1301 and encodes 364 amino acids.
CGCGGAUCCUCUUGGGACGAGUCCUUGGGUGGGGGAAGAGGUGUGUGGGAGCUUGCGGACAAAAAAGUGGAGCGUAGUCGUCUGUGUUCGUGGAGUCUGCGGCCGAGGAACUCAGGGCUGGUUCCCGUCCCUUCGGAGCCCUGGAGGCCAAACUUGGAUUCCAAGUUUAAGGUUCCCCAGAAGCCUCACGCCCGGGGGCUUCCACCAUGAUCGGCGGUGUGUUCAGCGUGCGCAUGUGGGCGCCGGUGGGCUUCCUGACCUCGCUGGCUUACUGCGUUCACCAGCGGCGGACGGCCCGCGCCGAGCCGAGCAGGGCGGAGAACCAGCAUCCCGUCGACCGGAGUCAGCUGGAGUUGAAAAUGGUGCAGGUCGUGUUCCGACACGGGGCUCGGAGCCCUCUCAAGCCGCUCCCGCAGGAGGAGCAGCAGGCAGAGUGGAAUCUCCGGCUACUAGAGGUCCCACCCGAAACUCAGUUUGAUUACACUGUCACCAAUCUCACUGGUGGCCCAAAACCACAUUGUCCUUUCGACUCUCAAUACCCUGAGACCAAACUGAAGGGGGGCAUGUUUGCCGGACAGCUGACCAACGUGGGCAUGCAGCAGAUGUUUGCCCUAGGAGAGAGGCUGAGGAAGAACUAUGUGGAGGACAUCCCCUUUCUUUCGCCAACUUUCAAUCCAAUGGAGGUCUUCGUUCGUUCCACUAAUAUAUAUCGAAAUCUGGAGUCUACCCGGUGUUUGCUGGCUGGACUUUUCCAGUGUCAGAAAGAAGGACCCAUCAUCAUCCAUGCUGAUGAGGCAAGCUCAGAAGUCUUGUACCCCAACUACCAAAACUGCUGGAGCCUGCGGGAAAGAACCAGAGGCAGGAGGCAGGCUGCUUCUUUGCAGCCAGGAAUCUCAGAGGAUUUGCAAAAGGUGAAGGAAGGAAUGUGCAUCACCAGUAAUGAUGGAGUAGACUUCCUCAGCCUCUUUGACAAUAUGGCUGCUGAGCAGGUGCACAACCUCCUGAGCUGCCCCACGCUGCAGAGAUUUGCACGAAUGAUUGAGCAGAGAGCAGUGGACACAGUCUUGUACGUUAUGCAGAGGGAAGACAGCCCUGAUUUCACAAAACUGAUGUUUCUUCAAGGACGAAUUAGAAGGCCUCGCAGUGCCAUCCCAACUUGGCCUGGCCUACGUACAUUCUUCUGGAAAGUGUAUGUUGCAUGUGCUUUGGUUGCCUACUCCUCAUCCACUGCUUCAGCGUUCCUUGACUUAGAAAGGUUGUCCUUUAUUUACCCAGUCAUCAUGAAAGAAGGAUUGGUCUAACCAGUCAUGAUGACCCCACUCCCUUUGGUCCAUGACUGGGCUCUGGGAAUUCUGGAAGAAGUGUUUUCCUCAUCUUUGAUCAAAGGGGAGAGGCACCAAAGCCAAGCCUUUUGGAUGCUUGCCAGCACAGCUCCGUGCUUUGUUUAACACUGUGGGAUGACAGGCGUGGAGUUGCGGUAACUGCCUUGUGAUCCUAAGGUGGCAAAGCCGAGGGUGAAAGUGGCGAAGCCACAGCACCAGCCCUGCAAGUGAGCACUGCCACUGAGCUCUGUGUCACACCACAUAGAUAAGACGGGUCCCUGCUGUCCAAACUCCAGAGAAGAGAGUCUGGUCCCUGGGAAGCAGAGUUCAGGAUGCUCUUCCUUCUGAUUGCUUGUCUAAGGGCCUUCUGUAAUUCUUGGAAUAGUUAAUUAAUUAAUUAAUUAAUUAUUGAAACAGCCUGUCCUUCCCAGCUUUGUUCUUUUAUUCCUGGAGGCCUAGUUCUUAAUGACUAAUCCCGGGUACCAGUCCAUUACAGCUGUGUUUGUACCAGGUCUGUGCCCUGGUGCUUUUGUUGUUGGAAGUCUCUGUGUGCACAGAACCCUCAAACUGAAGGUGCCAUUUCUCCCCUUCCUGCCUGUUGCUGUCCCUCAUGCAUUUCUUGUCAUCUUCUCAGCUCUGUCUGAUUGGGCUUCUGAGGUCCUUGGGGGCAGGCCCAGCCUGCCUUCCUGUAUGCCAGUGCCCAGCAGCUCCAAUGUUGUUUUCUUG